AAAGUUGGAUUUGAACUUGCGAGGUGGGAGAUUUUGUCGGGGGUGAUACGAGGGUGGAUGUGCUGUGGGUACCCUGGGAAAGGAGUGCGGCUUGGAACAGGCAGCUCUGGGGUACAAUAGGGGUUUGGGGAUUUUCUCCCCUGCUUCCUCGUCCUGCCCUGCACCAUGGAUAUAAACGCGGAGAGAGAGAAGAUCCAGAGGGAGAUAGAAGCGCUGGAGCGCAGCUUGGGACCCAGUAUCGCUUCCAUCGAAGUGGCGGUGUCCGACUCCAGCUUCGAUUCCGACGAGGAUGAUCCUGAUACAGACGACAACUUUAAUGAAGAUCCGGAAGAGGAGGAAGAGGACUGGGAGGAUGGAGGCGGCACGGCCGAGAUGUGCCUACAGAUGAACCUGGUGUACCAGGCCGUGAUUGAAGAGAAGAUUCAGGAGGUGGAGCUUCUUAUUGCCCAGAAUAAGGAGCAGCAGGACGAGAUUAUGUGGGAGAUAGCUGGGCGCAAGUACCAGAAACCCGGAGACAAAGUGCAGCCAUUAAACCUCUCCAUUGGGCACUUCAUGAAGCCCUACUUUAAGGACAAAUUCAUGGGAAUGGGCCCUCCUUCCAACCCCGACAUGCAAGACCGCGCUGUGCAAGGAAUCAAGUCCUAUGAGGUGUUUGCCACCCCAAAAUGGACAAGCACACAUCAGACAGAUCUGAAGCAAGCAGUGAUCAGCGACACCUUACAGAGGCUGAUGCAGCCCAAAAUACUGAAGCUGGAAUAUCUGCAGAAGAAAUUUGAUGAAACAGAGAAUAGCGUUCAGAAGAAGAUGCUGGAAAAGCAGAUGCGGGAGACUGAACAAGAGCUAGCUGAUAUAAACCAGCUUCCGGAAGAGUCCCUGCUCGGGAAGAGAACAGACGACCAUGACUGGGAUAAAAUUUGCAAUCUCACUUACGGAGGCCUUCACACUGCGGAGAGGCUGAAGAAGAUGUGGCAGAAUUACGAGCACCCAAGCAUCUCUAAGAAAGAAUGGGACGGGGAGGAAAUAAAGAAACUGGUGGAGAUAGCCAAAACCCAUAAUUAUGUCAACUGGGAAGCAAUUGCUCAGGAACUCGGGACCAACAGAACCGCUUUCCAGUGCCUUCAGAAAUACCAGAGCUGCAAUACGAAUUUCAAGAGGAAGGAAUUCUCCAAGGAAGAGGAUGAGAUGCUGACCCAGUUAGUCCAGAGGAUGCGAGUUGGGAACCACAUACCAUACAAGCGAAUUUCCUACUUCAUGGAAGCCCGAGACUCCAUGCAGAUCCUUUAUCGCUGGUCUAAGAGUCUGGAUCCCGCCAUAAAGAAAGGGCAUUGGACAAAGAGUGAAGAUGAGUUGCUGCUGAAAGCUAUAGGGAAACAUGGCGCCAAGAACUGGUACAAAAUCCAGUAUGAGGUUCCCGGGAGAAGCGACGUCCAGUGUAGGGAAAGAUACAUAAAAGGCUUGGACGAGGAUGUCAAGAAGGGAAAAUGGAGCCCGGAAGAAAAGCAGAAGCUUCUGGACCUUACUGAAAAAUACGGAGUUGGUCACUGGGCAAAAGUAGCCAAGGAGCUGACACAUCGGACUGGUUCCCAAUGUCUAAGCAAAUGGAAGGGACUGAUGGGAUACUUCAAGAGCAAAAGGCAGAAGAAAGCCAAAAUUCCAAAAAUCAGGAAGACAGUGACCAAGGGAACCCACGACUCGGAGGAAAGCACCAGCACCCUCAGCAGCAGCAGCAGCAGUGACGAGGGCGAAUUGGAGCUAAUAAACUCCGAAGAUGAAAAGAAGGUGUGCCGCCUCCCAGAGCCAAAGGUCAAGAUCACCCCCUCCUUAGCUAAGUGGAUCCCUCGGAGGCAGAUAACGCCUGUUUCAGGGAAGACGCUCAUCACCCCAUCGGCAUAUGCUGCCUGCACCAAACAAGCGCAGUUGAAAAAAUGCAAAACGAGCAAAGAGCGCUCUUUUCAGUUCAACACCUUGCUCAAAGGUAUCGCCUACCCCCAUUCCACAGACAGGGUGCUGGACGACCGGCAGGAAAUCCUUACAGAGUCAGCAGUACAAGGGCGGCAACUUCUGCUGGUUGAGGAGGAUGACGUGAGAAGGAUUCUGCAGAAGAAUAGCGAUCGUUUUCAAGAUAAGUUGUUAUCAAGAAUCAACAUCGCAACGUUUUCUCAUCAGCAGCUGAAACGGGAGCGCAGGGUGGAUCUCUACCGAAAUUCUGUAGACAGAAAGCUGCUUCUGGCAGUGACACCGUGGGUCGGAGAUGUGCUCCUUCCCAUAACUACCAGCCAAGGGAGGACAUUUAGGAAAGGAACACAAGUGGAAAUUGUAAAACAGAAGCUCCAGUCUCUGACUCUUAACAGCACCCCUAUUUUCACCUUCCUGAUCCAAUUCUUUCGGAUAGACGCCGACGGUUGCCUCAAAAUAAUUCGUGAUCGGAGAGCAAAGCAGCUUGUUCCUACCGUAAAACAGAACGCCAUUAAGAAGAUCCCGCCUACCCCAACCCCGGCGAUUUCCACCAGCAAGUUUGUCCCAAUUCAACCUUCCAAGACUCCGAGGAGGCCAAUAAUAGAGAGACCUCGGCCACCGCCACCCAAACCCAAGACGGUGAUGGAGCUUCUACGUGAGAAGAGAAUGCGGGAAUCUAACGCCAAGAAUACCGCCGCGCAAAACGCAGUUGUCCUGUCUCCCAACCUUCUGGUCCCGCGAUCCAUUGUGAUCAACCCGCAGCCCAGCGCAUUGGGAAACCAGCAAGCCGUGGUGCUGCCGUUGGCUCCUCCAACACCGGAGAAAGGCGUCUGGCCGCUUAUGCCUUUUAUUCCGAUACAGGCCGGGCAGAUACCCCCGAAAGGCAAUGCUUCUGUCAACCCAGUGCCAACCAGUCCCCUUAAAUCUGCAAGUGAACCCGUUGCAGGAAACGCGUUGCCCGGUACUCCUAUAGGUGUAAAGCAAAUUACUGGUAAUGAAGCCACUACUCCAGCGACUCCCGGGCAGCCCCCGCUGCAGCCUUCCAUUACAGUGCUGCCGACGGUGUUGAGUCCCGGCGUAAAUAACAGUGGACCUGUGCCCUUCACUUUGGUGGUGACUCCCCACGGAGUGGUCUCGGUGCCGCUUCAGGCCCUCGGUUUCCCCGCACAGGUUCCGGCAUCGCUGAACACAAACGGCGGCGGUAAUUUAGGAGCAAGUUCUGGUAGCGUCCAAAAUACAGCGGUAACCACAUCCUCCGAGUCAACUACCAACGACGGUGAGGGAACAAAUCCAGAGUCAAACCAGAGUGAGGCCAUUUCUACGCUUGCUCAGAACCCACAUAGCAACCAUCAUCAGGUGAAACCGGGCCAGUCGAAAACACAGUCGAUCCUAACGCCAAAAAAGUAUCCCGUGGUAAGAAUAGCGAAACUCCUGCCGUCGAGUCAAGGUGCGGCGACGGUUCCCCCAGCUGGAAAGCAAACCAGGCCAUCGUCGCCGAAUGUCGCCGCACCAAGUCCGGUACCGACCGCGGAUAAGAAAGUCAUGGACUGGAGCCUCGUGUCUCUGGAAGAAGAGGGGGAAGCCAAGGAAUGGUUCCGGGGGGCAGAGGGUGUCAAAGUGCCGAGGCUACCGAAAGACAUGCCUUAUUUGCCCCCGUCGGCUUGCACGCUCAAAACCCUCUCCAACCUUCUGCUGCAGAGAAGCGACUUGGAAGAAAGCGCGUUCAAACUGGUUCCGUCCGUGGGGGGCGAAAGCGAGCCAACGCCUGCCGAAAAGACCGAGAUCCUGCGGGGCCUGGUGGACAGGAAGUUAAAGGAUAACCCGGGGUACCUAAUGCUCAAACAGCGCUUUCUCUCCGCCUUCACCGUGCCGGGCUUGCUGGCUAGCUUACACCCCGGCCAGGCCAAGAAGGCAGUCGCCAAUAUUACCAUAAAGAGCGAGGACAGCGACGAAGAAACGGACGACUCGGCGGAUGAAGAACACAGCGCCUGUAACGAACCACAUUCCACCGCCAGCUAUCCGGAACCCCCGGCUGGCACAGAACCGGAAGGCUCCCCCGAGAAUCCCGACAGCCAGGAGGCAUCUGACUAUACAGUAACCUCUCACAUGACUACAAGGAGGAGGGCAAGGAAGCGAACUUAUUACUGCACGUAAAACUCUGCAGAUACCACAACGACGUGCACUCAUCAAAGGGGAUCUUAUAGGACCUGCAGCGUCAGCCACCCCCCCCUCCAGCGGUUGGACGGCUCGAAAGGAAACCUGUUAACCCUUUAUGUGCUGCAAGAGUGACGUACAGAAGUCCUAUAAUGGAUGCCGGAAGCACUAGUCACUUGUCAAUGAUGUUUUUUUUUUCACGGCAGACUGGAAACGUAAAACGAUUUGCCAUAAAAAAAACAAAACCAAAAACAUUUCCCACUUCGUUCCAAGAGGAACGUGAUUAUAAAACCAGCCGCUUACACUGUGUGUAUAUAGGGCCAAUCCCUGCGCGGCGUGUUUGUCAUGUGAUAAGGGAAGUCGGCCUCGCGUGUUCGUUCUUUCAAGCACAAAAGCAUGGAUAUUUAUUUACUGCUAUUUUAUAUGUUCUUGUAAAGAUAAGUUCUGCUCUCUGUUCAGCUUCCUUUUGUGUCGCUCGGGGUGGAACUUGAACCGACUGAUUAAAAAGAGCUAAUGUAUUUUCUCCGUUAA
Messenger RNA from Xenopus tropicalis (tropical clawed frog), 4641 nucleotides. It is a transcript of the gene snapc4, whose product is annotated as small nuclear RNA activating complex polypeptide 4. Gene Ontology annotation, biological process: DNA-templated transcription; regulation of DNA-templated transcription. Gene Ontology annotation, molecular function: DNA binding. The transcript has 24 exons. Lineage: Eukaryota; Metazoa; Chordata; Amphibia; Anura; Pipidae. Gene Ontology annotation, cellular component: nucleus. The coding region runs from base 166 to 4110 and encodes 1314 amino acids. The record is from RefSeq and is a predicted model, not a curated record.